Elaeis guineensis (African oil palm) is the source of this 1077-nucleotide messenger RNA. RefSeq names its product F-box protein At5g07610-like. Lineage: Eukaryota; Viridiplantae; Streptophyta; Magnoliopsida; Arecales; Arecaceae. The record is from RefSeq and is a predicted model, not a curated record.
AUGGCCUCCACACCAAGACGCCUCUGCGACGACGAAGUCUCCGAGAUCCUCUCCUUCCUCCCAGCAAAAUCCAUCAUGAAGCUCCGAACCCUCAGUCGGAACCUUCUGCAAUGCUCCACAUGCGACCACUUCCUCCUUACACAAUCCCACCACACCAAAGCCGACUCCGGCUUCUUCACUCAGCCAUACUCCGGCCUUCUCAACCUCACUCCCCUCGACCCCAAUGCCGGCAUACCCAGUGAAAACCUUCACUUCUUGCGGCGCACCCAAAGGGUCGUCCUCGCCUCAGCUAAUGGUCUCCUAUUCUGCUCGAACCAGUCUAGAAGCUUAAGCAGCUUGUGUGUGUACAAUCCCGUGCAUCCCAUCGCCACGCUGCGCUUCAUCCCGCCGCCGACGACCGGCGAAGAAUACCACAACCGGUCAUGCAUCGCCGUCGCCGUCGACCCGAUGUCGAGAGACUACAAGCUGGUGUGCCUCACAACGACGCCGGAGUGGUCCUCGUUUUACCGGUGCAGGGUCUACGUUUCAGCAGACAAUGCAUGGAAGUUCGACAGGAUGGUAGACGGAGGUCCGAGAAAUCUGCAACUGGAGUAUCCGGUUAUUUGCGACGGGGCAGUGUACGUGGCUUCCACUUGUGGGACCUACAUGCGUACGGGUCCGUACAUUGUCCGCUUCGAUAUCGAAGGGGAGGGCUCCGAGAUUCUUCCGAUGCCGGUGGAGGCAAUGAAGACGUCUGCUUACGGCCAUGAGGCUAAGAUUGGAAGGUGGGGUGAGAAAUCUUUGUGCUUGAUAACUUGCGAGGGUUCUUCGAUUUUUAAGCUGUGGGUGAUGUCUCGGGAUCAAGGGAACAUAACAUGGGCCGAAAUAUAUCGAGUUAGCGUGAUGGAAGUGGGGAUUGCAAGCCCGGGAGAGGUGGACGCGUUUAUAUUGAUCAAUAGCGACACGCUGGUUUUUGGGAUGAAUGGGUGUAUGUAUAGCUACAGUGUCAAAGAACGAGCGUUGAAGGAGUUGCAAGAAGACUACCCAUCGGGAUAUCCGAUUUUGAUUCCGUAUGCGAACUCCCUACGGCCCUGCUGA